GCGAGGAGCUUACACAUAGGUGAGAGGGCAGGAUGCUGUAGAUCCACACUCGAAGAAAAUUAUUCUCGCAAAUCAGUGGUCUUUCGAACUUCGUCAAACGAAGUCACGUUGCAAAAAAAAGAAAAAGAAACGAAAAAUAAAUUUUUUUUUUUAGAAAAAAAAAAGAAAAGUAAUCUUCCAAUUUUUAUUUAUUUAUUUAUAAAUAAACGGGUAAUUUUUCAAAAAAAAAUUAAAUUAAAUUUCUACAAUGAAGGACCACGAACCUGCAUCAAUGAAAAAACCCACAAAAUUGAGAAAUCUUAUCUAUAAAACUGAGGCGUUCGAUUCACUUCAUCCUAAAAGUGCUGUGAAAACCUUAUGUUCCAGCCAUGUUUGUAUGGGAAGUGUUAUGGCACUUCCGUUUCAUGGUACUGAGCCCCGAAGCAAAGAAGACAUUUUAAAUCAUGCGAAAGAUUUUUUGGAACAAUAUUUCACAUCCAUUAGAAGAUUAAGUAGUGAAGCGCAUAGAUCACGAUGGGAGUGCGUACAAAAGGAAGUAAUGGCACUUGGUACUUAUCAAUUAACGGAAACGGAACUUGUUUUUGGCGCCAAAUUAGCAUGGCGAAAUGCUGCGCGAUGUAUUGGUCGAAUUCAGUGGUCAAAAUUACAAGUUUUCGAUUGUCGUUACGUAACAACAACGAGUGGAAUGUUUGAGGCACUUUGCAAUCAUAUUAAAUACAGCACAAACAAAGGAAACAUAAGAUCGGCUAUAACAAUUUUUCCACAACGAACCGAUGGAAAACAUGAUUUUCGUGUUUGGAAUCAACAAUUAAUAAGUUAUGCGGCCUAUAAAUUGGAGGAUGGAACGAUUAUUGGUGAUCCAGUAAAUCUUGAAUUUACUGAGCUAUGCUUAAAAUUAGGAUGGAAAGGACCACGUACGAAAUUUGACGUAUUACCCUUAGUUUUAUCAGCCAAUGGACACGAUCCCGAAUGGUUUGAUAUUCCCGCUGAAUUAAUUCUUGAGGUGCCACUCGUUCAUCCAACAUAUGAAUGGUUUGAAAAAUUGGGACUCAAAUGGUACGCAGUACCAGCAGUUUCGGGAAUGGUUUUCGAUUGUGGAGGUCUUGAAUUUACAGCAGCACCAUUUAAUGGCUGGUAUAUGAGUACAGAAAUAGGGGCCCGGGAUCUUUGUGACAUGGGACGAUACAAUCUAACAGAGACAAUAGCAACACACAUGGGAUUAGAUACGCGAACACCAAUAUCCCUCUGGAAAGACAAAGCCAUGAUUGAGGCUAACGUUGCCGUUCUUCAUAGUUUUCAGAUGAAAAAUGUGACAAUUGUUGACCAUCACACGGCUUCGGAAUCUUUUAUGAAGCAUUAUGAAAAUGAGAUGCGAUUGAGAAAUGGUUGUCCUGCCGAUUGGGUUUGGAUUGUUCCUCCAGUUUCUGGUUCGGCGACACCAGUUUUUCACCAGGAAAUGGCUCUCUAUCAUUUAAAGCCAUCAUACGAUGCUCAGGAUCCCGCAUGGAAAACGCAUAUUUGGAAAAAAGGAAGGGACAAGAGAUGUAUUUCCAAGAAACCUAGGAGGAAAUUUCAUUUCAAACAAAUUGCGAGAGCUGUAAAAUUUACUUCAAAAUUAUUUGGUCGUGCACUAUCGAGAAGAAUAAAGGCAACAGUUUUGUUUGCUACUGAAACUGGUACCUCGCAAAUGUAUGCGGAAAAACUUGGAGAACUUCUUGGGCACGCAUUUCAUUCUCAAGUAUUAAGUAUGUCGGACUACGAUAUUAGUAAUAUUGAACAUGAGGCUCUUCUUCUUGUGGUUACUUCCACUUUUGGAAACGGAGAUCCCCCAGAAAAUGGAGAGGCAUUCGCACAAAAUUUAUACGCAAUGAAAAUGAACGAAACUUAUACAAAUAGCGAUAAAUUAAAUCUCACGACUUCCAAGUCAUUUAUAAAAGCAAACAGUCAAACUGAGGUGGGAAAUUUAAAGAAAUUGGAUCGUUUAGAUUCAUUAAGGGGUUCGACCACUGAUUCACAAGUUGAUGAUACUUUCGGUGCUCUCAGCAAUGUAAGAUUCGCAGUCUUUGCUUUAGGUUCGUCAGCGUAUCCAAAUUUUUGCGCAUUUGGACGAUACGUUGACAAUUUAUUGGGUGAAUUAGGUGGUGAACGUUUGCUGCGAUUGGCCCAAGGCGACGAAAUGUGUGGACAAGAACAAGCAUUUAGAAAAUGGGCCCACGACACUUUUGCAGUGGCAUGCGAAACAUUUUGUUUGGACGAUGAUGAAACUUUAUUGGAAGUUGCACUUUCCCUAGGUGCUGAUGCAGUAUCUGCUUCGACAGUUCGAUUUGUCGAAGCCGAUCCUCAACCACUAGCAAAAGCUUUAAGCAAAUGUCACAAUAGAAACGUGACCACUUGUAAUAUGCUUCGAAAAACAAAUUUAAGCAACAUUCAUUCUGGGGGAAAGACACUCCUCUUGGAAUUAGACGAUUUAACGAGUAUGGAAAUAAUUUACAAACCCGGUGAUCAUUUAGGUGUAUUCGCUUGUAAUCGACAGGAGCUUGUCGAAGGUAUUUUAAAAUGUUUAGAUUCACCAUUCGAGGCUGAUGUACCAAUUGAAUUACAAAUGCAAAAACAAUCGCAUACACCAAAUGGAAUUGUUAAAAGUUGGCUGCCACACGAUCGUUAUUUACCCAAUUCAUUGAGAACAUUAUUUACACGAUUUUUGGAUAUUACAACACCACCCUCGCCUAAUCUUCUUCGUUAUUUCGCCUCAAUUGCCACCAAUCCAAAGGAACAGGCUCGACUUAAUCUUCUGGCCACUGAUUCCGCAGCUUAUGAAGAUUGGCGACAUUGGAAUUUUCCAAAUCUUCUCGAAGCUUUAGAAGAAUUUCCUUCUGUUAAGCCAAAUGCGCCGGUUCUUGUGCUUCAUUUAACUCCGUUGCAACCGAGAUUUUACAGCAUCUCCUCAUCGCCAAUGGUCCACGAAGGACAAAUUCAUUUAACUGUUGCUGUCGUUCAAUAUAAAACUCAAGGUGGUUCAGGUCCUGUGCAUUAUGGAGUGGCCUCGAAUUAUUUAAGCGAAAUCUCUGACGGUGAGCCGUUAUACGUUUUUGUACGCAGUGCGCCUAAUUUUUAUAUGCCUCUUGAUAAAAAAGCACCAAUGAUUUUGGUUGGUCCCGGAACGGGAAUUGCGCCAUUCAGAGGAUUUUGGCAUCAUCGAUUAGCUCAAAUUAAGGCACAAGACACAGAUGAAUUUGGAAAAAUAUGGCUCUUCUUUGGAUGUAGAAAAAAUGAUUUAGAUCUCUAUAGACAGGAGAAAAAGGAUAUGUUAGAUUCUGGAGUUUUGGAUAAAGUAUUUCUUGCAUUAUCGCGAGAAGAUGGUGAAAAAAAGACCUAUGUUCAGGAUUGUAUACAAGCGGAAGCGCCACAGAUUUAUGAUAUGUUGGUCCAUCGUCGAGGGCAUUUUUAUGUUUGUGGCGAUUGUACAAUGGCUGAAGAUGUCUAUCAGACAUUAAAGCAAAUUAUACAAACUCACGGUCAAAUGAUGGACAAAGAAGUUGAAACUUACAUGCUUUCUUUGAGGGACGAAAAUAGAUAUCACGAAGAUAUUUUCGGAAUUACACUUCGAACAGCGGAAAUUCACAAUAAAUCAAGGGAAACAGCGAGAAUUCGAAUGGCCUCCGAGCCAUAAAUUUUCUUAUUAUAUAUAUAUAUAUAGAUAAAUAAAAAAAAAAAAAUAAUUUUUUUCCAAGGCCUUUCGCACUAUAAAACAUUAUCAUAAAUCGAUGAUAAUUCUUUGAAGUGCAUAUAUCAAUCGAUCUUUUAUCUUAAAUAAAGUAAAUUUAAAUUUUUUUUAAAUCUAAAUUUACAAUCUUAAAAUGACCGUGAGAUAAUAUAAAUAAAAUUUGCUGAAAGCUUGCCGUGUAAGAUUAAAAAAAAAAAAAUGUCACAAAAUUUAUUUCUAUUAUCUAUGGGAAUAUUUGUAAUUUUUUUUUUUUUAUUUUUCUUGUCAAAGAAAAUAAUCAAUGUUGUUGUAUAUUAAAUCUGAUAUUGUAUAUUUACCGAGAUUUUGACUAUUAAUAUAAUUAUAUAUUAUUGUUAAUAAUAAUAAUUCCUAUUAAUUAGUUAGUUAAAUAAUAACUGCCUUUGUAAUUAAUUUACUAAUUUUCUUAUUUGUAUUUUUUCGAAUUUUUUUCGAACGCCAAAAUUUUUCAUUUGUCCGAAAUCUCGAAUGUUUGUACGGACGUUUGCAAUUUCGGACAAAUGAAAAUUCGAUGUCUUCGAAAAUUCGGACAAAUUUGAAAUUUGUUACAAAUAAAAAUUCGGAGAAAUUUAAAAUUCGUUACAAAUAAAAAUUUGGACAAAUUUAAAAAUUGGUUACAAAUAAAAAAUUCACAAAAAAAAUUUGAAAUUCGAUGAAUUCGAAUUUCUGCCGGUGGCUAAAAAUUUGAUUAAAUAAAAUGGUUGUGUUAAAAAAAAUUUUGUUAAAUGCUAAUUCCGAAAAAAAUUCGUCUAAAUUGUUAUUUAAUUAAUUUGUAAAUUAUUUAAAUUCAUUUAUUUAAUUUACUAUAAUUAAAAAAAAAAAUUUAGUGAAUUAAUAUCAAAAUAUAUUCCCAAGGAAAUAUAACAAAAAAUUUAAUAAAUAAUGAAAAAAAAAUCAAAAAUAUUUCUCACAUUUUUAACAAAAAA
Molecule: messenger RNA, 4668 nt
Organism: Leptopilina boulardi
Lineage: Eukaryota; Metazoa; Arthropoda; Insecta; Hymenoptera; Figitidae
Gene: Nos
Product: nitric oxide synthase, salivary gland
Exons: 24
Coding region: 248-3670 (1140 amino acids)
Biological process (GO): nitric oxide biosynthetic process
Molecular function (GO): FMN binding; nitric-oxide synthase activity; flavin adenine dinucleotide binding
Source: RefSeq, a predicted model, not a curated record